Messenger RNA from Phoenix dactylifera (date palm), 1257 nucleotides. NCBI's taxonomy places the organism in Eukaryota, Viridiplantae, Streptophyta, Magnoliopsida, Arecales, Arecaceae. The record is from RefSeq and is a predicted model, not a curated record.
AUGGCUAAUCUUCGCCCUUUUGUUGCAUUUCUGUUUGGAUAUCUUUGCUUCACCACCAAUUCAAUCAGCCGCUGCAAUGGAGAGUCCAACGUCAGAUGCAUACAAAGUGAGAGGCUCGCACUUCUCAAGCUCAAGGCAGGCCUCAAAGAUCCUCAUCAUCUUCUCUCCUCAUGGACGGGUGCAUACUGUUGUGAAUGGACAGGAGUGUCCUGCGAUAACAAAACAGGGCAUGUCAUCGCCAUCGACCUUCGAUGCCAGCAUUUAUACGAUGAUCCUUCGACCGACUGGCAUUUGGGAGGUGAGAUUGGUUCUUCCUUACUCGACCUGAAGCACCUGAAGUACUUGGACCUGAGCUCAAACAAUUUCGGCGGACGUAGCAUCCCACAGUAUAUUGGUUCGAUGACUGGAUUGAGAUAUCUUAACCUUUCUAAUGCUGCCUUUAGUGGAAGGAUUCCUCAUCAGCUUGGUAAUCUUUCAAACUUGGAGUACCUUGAUCUCAAUUCGUUCUAUUCUUUGUAUGAUUUAAAUGCUGAUGGUAUUCAAUGGCUCUCUAAUCUCUCUUCUUUGCGGUAUCUCGAUAUGACUUGGGUGACCCUUGCAAAAGCUUCUGACUGGUUUCAUGCAGUCAAUGCGUUGCCUUCUCUCUCAGUUCUUCAUUUGCCUUUUUGUAGGCUUUCAAACAUUCCUGCUGCCAUCUCACAUGUUAAUCUCUCUUCUCUUGCUACCCUUGAUCUUUCCAACAACGAAUUUGAUUCCAGGCUCCCAGAGUGGUUGUUCAAUAUCAGCAGUCUAGUAGAACUCAAUCUUCAGUUCAAUCAUUUCCAUGGUUCAAUUCCUGAUGCCUUUGGUAGUAUGGCUUCUCUUGAGGUCCUUCAGCUAGGAAUCAAUGAUUUUGUAGGGUUAGUACCAUCUACCAUUAAAUACCUCUGUAACUUGAGGAUUUUGGAUCUGUCAUCCAAUAAAAUUGAUGGAGAGAUGAUGGUCUUUCCAGAAAUCUUUUCCGGAUGUGUUAGGGAGAGCUUGGAGGUACUGAAUUUGAGAAGCAACGAAUUGAGAGGAAAAUUGGCAGGUUGGCUGGGGCUGCUAGAAAGAUUAACUAUUCUGGACCUCAGUGAGAACUUACUAUAUGGUCCCAUUCCUGCAUCUAUAGGAGAAUUAUCAGCUCUGAAGACUAUAUUUCUUGACCACAACCAGUUGAAUGGCACACUUCCAGUAAGUAUUGGACAGCUUCAGAAUCUGAAGAAGAUCACUUCGUGA